AUGCUCCCAAUCAACAAAAAUCCACCUGUCCAAAAUCAGAUUGGUGUAGAAUUUUCUACACCCGCCCAAGAAACUUGCUACCAUUCUCUAGGAGGUAGAAUUCAGGAAGCCCAAAAAUUUGCGGGCAUUCCUACCCUCUGGUCUUUACACAUUGACACUAAACAUAUCCUCAAGACUAAAUUCUCAACAUACCAAAAAGGCGAUAUUUUCUGGUCAACCCUUUUCGAUCUGCUUGGAGAUGGAAUCUUUAACGUCGAUGCGGACGAAUGGAAGUUCCAGAGACAGCUUUCCAGCGAUGAAUUUAACACGAACUCUCUUCGCCAUUUCGUCGAAAAUGUUGUCGAUGAUGAACUCAACAAAUGUUUAAUCCCAAUAUUAACCACUGCUGCUGCUAAUGAUACGGUUCUUGAUCUCCAAGACAUUCUUCAAAGAUUUGCACUGGAUAAUAUUUGCAGGAUCGCUUUUGGGUAUGAUCCUGCUUACUUAACUCCGUUGCUGCCAAAAGCUAAAUUUGCAGUUGCUUCAAAUCGACUCUUGCUUUCUCUUUCACAGGGGUUUCUUUGUGCGUUCCCUUCACCUCCAUUGAUGUCGUUUUCCAAGGCCAGUCUGGAUAAUCAGCAUCAUCGGUGGAGAUCUCAAUACUUUCCAACUUCUCUUCCAUCACAUGAAGGUGUAAACACUCGUUUGACAGCAACUGCUCCUGGAAUCGGUGAUUCCCCCGAUCAUGGAGUUGAAGAAGAGAUCGUUCAAGCUGCAAUUGAGGCUUCCAAACAGGAUUCCCAGAUGAGUCAAAGGCAAUUGGAGGAUCCUGAUUUAGCACAAGCAGUUUCUCUAUCUUUAAAGACUGUUGAGCAAGCAAAAGCCUUACGCCAGCUAAGAUCUGAAGUGGGACCAUCAGAACCAAGAGGUUCUGAGUUUGAGCUGGAAGAAGUUGUUGGGGUACAAAGUUAUUCAUGA
Molecule: messenger RNA, 957 nt
Organism: Lactuca virosa
Lineage: Eukaryota; Viridiplantae; Streptophyta; Magnoliopsida; Asterales; Asteraceae
Source: the annotation of a GenBank genome assembly